AUGGAGAAGGUCAAGCCAGGUGGAGUGAGCCGCGACAACACAGGCCCUGUUAAGAUAUCCCUCUUUGAUCAGGGUAACGAUGAAGAGGCGAACCUGCGCUGCGACGAGGGAGAAGAGGGGGAGAAAGCCGUUUCGUGCAGGAUUUUACCUUCUAGCCACCUUUGCCAAGGUGGGGAUGACGAGAUGUUUAACAGUGCCAACAACAACCAAGCCGAAGGCUGGACGCGCUUCGCGAUCUCUUCAAGCAAUGACCACAACCCUUGCCAUACGUUUUUGCAAAGCACCAAUUCACGGGAUAUUAUAAGCCUAGAUGGCGGUGAACAGGGGAUGAUAAUUUCCGGUGCCUUUGUGGAGGGUUCCAGCGGUGAUGGCGAUGAUGAUGGUGGUGGCAAUAAUGCUUCUACGGAAGAGAACAGGGGGGAAAGUGAGCCAAAGAAGCGAGCAGUACGUGCGGAUUGGUACUCGUUCUUCUUUCGCGGGACGGUUUAUCACAUCAAAAUGAACUCUUCUCUCGGAGAGACCUACCAGAGCCUGGCUACGAAGGCAGAGCAGCGCAAUUUCAUGAUCGAAAACGGAGAGGCGGAGCCCUACAUAUGCGGAUCCCGGGUGAGGGCUGCACGAUAA
This is a messenger RNA of Diaporthe citri, 624 nucleotides long. RefSeq lists its product as uncharacterized. Bases 1 to 624 code for a protein of 207 amino acids. The transcript has a single exon. The record is from RefSeq and is a predicted model, not a curated record. NCBI's taxonomy places the organism in Eukaryota, Fungi, Ascomycota, Sordariomycetes, Diaporthales, Diaporthaceae.